AUGGACGGCCUGAAGAAAGUCAUCCCUCUUAUCCUCCUUCUCCUUUUCGUCGCUAUCGUCGCUUUCGUGGGAUAUGCUGUCUGGACCGUCGUUCUGGAUGUGAAGAAGAAUACGCGCGCGGAAAUGGAGCGGAAGCACGUUUCUUUCUCGAGGGAUGGAAUGAAGGUUAGCAUGAAGGAGAUUAAUGAUGAGAGUUAUAAGGAUCGAACUCAGAGCGUUCUCGUUAAUAUGUGGAACCACACUUCCUUCCCGGCAUACAAAAGUCGUCUUUGGGAUAUGACGGGGUCAUCAGGCUCCAGUACUGAGAAUGGUGCUGAGAAGCGCAAGCCGUACGUCUCCCUUGUUGGAUUCUUUCUGGAGUUCGCGCGAGGAAUCUAA
Molecule: messenger RNA, 378 nt
Organism: Penicillium longicatenatum
Lineage: Eukaryota; Fungi; Ascomycota; Eurotiomycetes; Eurotiales; Aspergillaceae
Exons: 2
Coding region: 1-378 (125 amino acids)
Source: RefSeq, a predicted model, not a curated record